Molecule: messenger RNA, 2202 nt
Organism: Aplysia californica (California sea hare)
Lineage: Eukaryota; Metazoa; Mollusca; Gastropoda; Aplysiida; Aplysiidae
Product: striated muscle-specific serine/threonine-protein kinase-like
Exons: 2
Coding region: 461-2182 (573 amino acids)
Source: RefSeq, a predicted model, not a curated record
AUUUUCUGCAAAUUCCUUUAGCCCCCGAGCUCUUUGAUAACGAUAUAUAGCGUUCUGAAUCGAUAUUGCUGUCUCCUUUAUUUCUGAAUACAUUAUAUAGACAUAAAAACGGAGUAGGAACUGUAGACGUUUCUUAUAAUCGUGCUUAGCGGACACUGCACAUUGAACGGGGAACACGUGUACAUCGAACAUGUAUUUCAGUUUACAGCUGUUGGGUUUUGUGUGCGUGUUGAAGAGUCCACGUAUUAUAAGCAGUGAAAAGUUGAUCUAGUUGUGAGCAAUGUGCUAAUCGAUUAGUGGACAUAUUUGUACUCUGUGACCGUAUGAUGGAUCGCAGACACUUUGACACGGACAGAGAUAGUGUGGUGGAUACCCCGGUGUCCAGACAGUAAAAGUGAGUACUGUAGUACCUGUGUGAACAAUACGUCACGCACGUGGUUGUCGUGUAAGUAUCAGUCACAUGACACUGGAAGGCCGCGGGAAGUACAUCCGUCAGUCGUGGCAGUGCGCUGACCGCCGGGAGUCUCCCACGCCAGCGUUCCUGGAGGCGGGCUCCAGACAGUUGCAGGGCGUUGUGGUGGAGGCCCAGACGUGUGGCCCAACCGGCAGGACGACUGCGACCACGACGACAGCUCCGACGACCAUGGUGUUCAUGCCAUACGGCGCGGAGAUGAAGAGCUCUAGCUCAGACGGCGACAUUUCGCUCACAGUCCAGGCCCCUGGGCUCAGCUCUCUCCCGGCGCGGACCCGCGACUCAGGCUUCGGGGCCUCCAUCUCCUCAGAGAACGACGCCGUCCCGCCCGCCACAUCUGACUUUUCCUCCAGCUACGAGAAUGUGACCAGUUUCUGUUCCCCACCUUCUCCCGUGGAGGAGAGAAGGUUUGUUGAACCUGAGGGUCUCUGUCUCGCGGGUUCGCGGGGGUUACAAGGAAAUAUAAACAUCCCACAGCGUCCCUCUUUUCCCAAUGCACCGCCAGUUGCCCCAAAACCCAAGAAAAAGCCGCCCGUCCCUCCCCCAAAACCGCCUGUUCCUCCACCGAAACCGAAACCGGCUGUUAAGAAAAAGCCCAAGAUGAAAUCCGUGAAUUUUAAGGAUGAUGUGGAUAUUGUCCCCGCCGAGCCCUUCUUAGGCAUGCAGACAGUGCUGGAGGAGUUGAGCUGUGAGUUGAAGGAGGGAAAUGAGAACUCCUUUGUUUACCCGGAGGUGGAGCUCAAGAGCACGUCUUUCGUCCAAGCUGAGACUUGUUGCCAGCCUCCUAAACCGCACGAGGCGGACGCGUGCACUCUGGAGACGGCCGAGGAGGUGGAGACAAAGUUCCCUAACUCUUUCGUGGCGACCAAGAGGAAGAGAAACGCCAGCCCUUUCCCCAGAUCGCUCACUUCUCCUGGAGGUUUGGGCGGUACGCCGACCUCUCUUCGCUCUUCCUCGCCAGCUCCAAGCGCGUUCUCCAAACCCCGUGGUGGGGUCAACAGUCCUAAAAAAGAGCAGGAUGAGUCGGAGGAUGGCGUCACUUCGUUUCGAACCGGGGCCACUCGUGAGGGAAGGCCCAGAGCGCCCGUAAUCGGUUCUGAGCGCUCGCCUUUCGUGAGGCCGAGUCCGGUCCAGAAAUCUUUCGCCCGCUCGUCCACCUGUUCUGACGCCUCCUCCGCCUCCUCCGCCUCCUCCAGCUCCUCCGUGAGCGCCAGCACGCCCUUACUCGUGAAGACACAGCAGAUGGGCUCGGUGGACGUCUCCCCUUGUCGUGCUGGCGUCGGGGGGCGUGGCGCUGGGCGUGGUGGCGGCGGCGGGGGGCGUGACUCCCCUAUGAUGCCGCUGUCCCCGUCCUGCUGUUCUGUGGGCUCGUCUUCUUCGGCGGUGUCCUCAUCGUCCUCCUCGUCGUCUGGGUCGCUGCUGGUGGCGCCGAAUUUCGAAAGUGGCAUAGUUGGCUGUGGCGUUGGUCACCAGGCCGUGCCCGAAGUGCCGGGCUAUGAAGACGUGGGAUCUUCCUCUACGUGGUGCGAGAAGUGUCCACAGGGCAAGUGCCAGACCGUCUAUCUACACCUUCCAGGCAGGUUCCACUCUGUUGUUGUUGUUUUUGUUGUUGCUGUUGUUGUUGCUUUUGUUGUCGUCGUCGUCGAUUGUGAUGCCGUUGUCGAGAGUUGUCUAUGCCAGAUUCCCUGUAGUUUACACUUUCCAGGCUAAUUCUGUCCCCUUCUCUUUAU